AUGGGCAUGGGGUUUAACGGCCUUAAGAAUAAGGAUAACCAUGUACCAACGGAGGAUAAUAAUGUCAAUGGUAAUGGCGAAGAAGAUUCCAGCAAUUUCGAGGAGAAAAAGGAGGAUUUGGGAGUAGGUAAGAAAUCGCCGUUUUUUCCAUUUUACAGCCCAAGCCCAGCUUAUUUUUUCUCGAAGAAAUCUCCGGCGAGAUCUCCGGCGCCGGGGAGCGGGACACCGAGGAGAAUUUUUAAAGGAAAAUUCCCACCGCCCUCUCCGGCAAGGCACAUUCGAGCACUGCUAGCAAAGCGGCACGGGUCAGUGAAGCCGAACGAGGCAACAAUACCUGAGGGGAAGGAGGUGGAAGUGGGGGUGGGUCUGGAUAAGAAUUUCGGGUUUUCGAAGAAUUUGUAUAACAAGUAUGAGCUGGGGGAGGAAGUCGGGAGAGGCCAUUUUGGGUAUACUUGUAGGGCCAAUUUCAAGAAGGGGGAGCUUAAAGGACAGGAGGUUGCUGUUAAGGUCAUUCCAAAAGCAAAGAUGACCACAGCUAUAGCUAUUGAAGAUGUAAGAAAGGAGGUGAAAAUAUUGCGAGCCUUGACGGGACAUAGCAAUCUAAUACAAUUUUAUGAUGCAUAUGAGGACAACGAUAACGUCUAUAUUGUGAUGGAGUUAUGCGAAGGAGGAGAGCUUUUGGAUAGAAUACUUUCAAGGGGUGGAAAAUACACAGAAGAUGAUGCGAAAACCGUGAUUAUACAGAUUCUGAACGUUGUUGCGUUCUGCCACCUUCAGGGGGUGGUGCACCGGGAUCUUAAACCAGAGAAUUUCUUGUUUACAUGCAAGGAUGAAAACUCACAAUUGAAGGCCAUAGACUUUGGGUUAUCAGAUUUCGUGAAACCAGAUGAAAGACUUAAUGACAUUGUUGGCAGUGCAUAUUAUGUAGCACCCGAAGUACUACACAGAGCAUACAGUACAGAGGCUGAUGUUUGGAGUGUUGGUGUUAUAGCAUAUAUAUUAUUAUGCGGAAGCCGCCCAUUUUGGGCUCGAACCGAGUCCGGAAUCUUCCGUGCCGUAGUAAAAGCGGAACCAUCUUAUGAAGAGCAACCUUGGCCUACUCUAACGUCGGAGGCAAAAGACUUCGUCAAACGCCUACUAAAUAAGGAUCCUCGGAAAAGAAUGACUGCAGCUCAAGCAAUGUGUCAUCCUUGGAUAAAAAAUAGUAAUGAUAUCAAAGUGCCUUUGGAUAUACUCGUAUUCAAACUCAUGAAAGCUUAUAUGCGUUCAUCUCCACUACGGAAAGCUGCAUUAAGGACUUUGUCCAAAACAUUGACUGUAGACGAGCUAUUCUAUUUAAAGGAACAAUUUGCACUAUUGGAACCAAACAAAAGUGGCACCAUAAGCUUAGAUAAUAUCAAAGCGGCCUUGACAAAGAAUGCAACUGAUGCCAUGAAAGAGUCUCUCGUGUAUGACUUUCUUGCUUCGCUUAAUGCGCUUCAGUACAGAAGGAUGGAUUUUGAAGAAUUCUGUGCUUCUGCAUUAAGUGUCCAUCAGCUUGAAGCUCUUGAGCGGUGGGAGCAACAUGCUCGUUGUGCCUAUGAACUCUUCGAGAAGGAUGGCAACCGGACAAUCAUGAUCGAGGAAUUGGCUUCGGAGCUUGGUCUGAGCCCAUCUGUUCCGGUGCAUGCUGUUCUUCACGACUGGAUUAGACACACGGAUGGAAAGCUUAGUUUUCUUGGAUUUGUCAACUACCGGGAAACAGAAAAAAGGCGGAUAAAAUGCUAUCAGAAAACUGUUCUUGAAGAUUUGCACUUUCUGCAAAAUACAUUCAUUGGUGCGGUCCGAUUGUCGCUUAUAUCAGGUUCAAGCAACAGGAAGUUAGCUACCUCGUUGGUGUUGGACGAUCCGGCUGGGACUAUAGCAUUGGAUCACCUACGUUUCCACUGUGAAAAUCUAAUUGAUUGUGUAAUUGCAAGUGAAAACAUUUCUCGGCUGGUAAUGGGACAUUCUUACCUUAAAUCUUCUGACAUAUUGGACAACCUCGUCAUUUUCAACUGCCUUGUAUCUUCUUCUGUUCUGUACAAUAGAAAAUCCAUUGAUUUUUUGAGCUGGUAA
Fraxinus pennsylvanica is the source of this 2097-nucleotide messenger RNA. The record is from the annotation of a GenBank genome assembly. Lineage: Eukaryota; Viridiplantae; Streptophyta; Magnoliopsida; Lamiales; Oleaceae.